AUGUCAAAUGAAACAGCGUCUAUGAGAGAAAUACAACACAACCGACAACUCAUUAUGCAAGCUCUAAAUAAGAACACAACAAACUUUUCAAACUAUUCUAAGAUAUCUGAGUCAUUGAAAGAAGGAAACUUAAAACUGACAUUAAACCCAAUGACAGACGAGUUUCUAUUUCAAGACACUAAGAACCAUACUGUUUGUAUAAAUCCAACAAAAGGAACUUUAAACGAGAAACCUAUAAAUGAACUUCUUUUGAAAGCAGAUGUUGACAACAAAGCUGACAAAACAUAUGUAGACGAUGCAAUAGCAAAAGAAGAAGAAAGAGCUAACAAAGCUUAUGCAACGAAAGAACAUACUCAUCCUGAACUAGCAGACAAAACAUAUGUUGACAAUAAAAUGUCAAGUGAAGUGACAAGAGCUGAAAACGAAUAUUCUAAAAAGACUCAUACACAUUCUAUAUCUGAAAUAACAGACUUACAAGAAACAUUAGAGACAAAAGCAGAUAAGGGAUGGGUGGCUAGUGUGUUAGUGAAGAAGGCGGAUAAGGAAUAUGUGGAUGAAAAAGAUAACGAAAUUAUAGAAAGGGUUGAAUGGUACCAUGAACUAGUGAUGCGAAAAAUUCCCAAACAUAUGGGGUUUCUCAUAUCCCGUCCCCUAUCGUUUCCCCAAUUCAAUUUUUUUGGAAUUUUAUUUUUUUUCCCGCCCAUUUGA
Messenger RNA from Trichomonas vaginalis G3, 708 nucleotides. RefSeq names its product phage tail repeat-like family. Bases 1 to 708 code for a protein of 235 amino acids. The transcript has a single exon. NCBI's taxonomy places the organism in Eukaryota, Parabasalia, Trichomonadida, Trichomonadidae. The record is from RefSeq and is a predicted model, not a curated record.